CCGGAGCCCCAGGAACCUCCUUUGUUAUUCUACGAAGCAGCCGUAACCCGAACAGAUAAUCCCCCAGAAGAACUCGAAGAUGUGCUUAAUAACCGUCUACUCUGAGAAGCACAAACUACACGAUCCAGUCGAAGAAUUCGAACUCGGACGCUUCCGACCUUUCCAGGAAACACCCGCCCGAGUGGAGCACAUCAUCGAGAGUAUCCGUACCCGGAACCUUGGGCCCGUUAUAUCGCCGCGGGAUUUCGGCCUUGCACCAGUUCUGAAAGUCCAUACACUCGACUAUGUCGACUACAUGAAGACUGCCUACGCUGCGUGGACAGAGAUCGGCGGCAACCCAAACGGCGUGUUCCCUGAUGUGUUUGCAGUCCGCGAGUUCAAAAUGCCUAAUGCGCGAUCCUCGGAAGCUGGGAAAUCGAAAUUUGCGUAUACUCCGGAAGGAGGUCCAAUCGGCCGGCCGGGAUACUACUGCUACGACGGGACCGCAGUGAUCGCCGAUGGCACCUACGAAGCGGCGUACGAUGCAGCCCAGGUCGCAUUGACCGGGGCGGAGCUACUCGUCAACGAGAUGGCAAAUGGGGUUUUUGCUCUAUGCCGCCCGCCGGGUCACCACGCGCAUGAAGAUUUGUGUGGAGGGUACUGCUUCUUCAACAACGCCGCCGUUGCAACGCGACACCUCAUAGACGUGCUGAAAGUAGGCAAGGUUGCCAUUCUGGAUAUCGACUAUCACCACGGGAAUGGCAGCCAAGCGAUAUUCUAUCACCAAUCCAACCCGUUAUAUGUGUCCUUGCACGCUGCAUUGGAGUACCCGUACUAUACGGGCAGCGAGAGGGAAACGGGAGAAGGAGAAGGGACCGGGUACAACGUCAACAUUCCGUUACCUUUGGGGACCCAGGACGAGGAGUACGUCGCUGCUUUGACGGACGUGCUUGAGAAGCGGAUUAGGCCGUAUAGCCCAGACUACAUAGUUGUCUCCUUGGGCGUCGACACCUUCAAGGAUGACCCCGUCGGAGGACUUUUCCUCACAACGGAAAAUUAUACGCGGAUCGGACAAGUCAUUGCGUCUUUGUCGUGUCCCGCCCUCUUUGUCAUGGAGGGCGGAUAUGCCGUCGCCGCCAUUGGUGAGAAUGUCGUCAACGUGCUCAUGGGGUUCCGUGAUGGUUUCUCGUCGUAGAUGUAGCGGGAACUGGUGUAAAGAGACAUGCCGUCAUGGAAGGGCUUCCGCAGGUUGUUAGCGUAGGUGCGUGGGCUGGCGUAUGGACAACGGCGUGCACAUUUGAACAGUGUAGAGCGGUAGCUCAGAAUACAGUAGAAAAGCUUCGCGUCAGAUAUAAUAGACUUCUUGGAGGCCUCAAUUCAUCGAGGACCCAGACAUUGCUCGUGACAUGAGUCUCGAACUCCGUCAAAUUCGACAGUGCGUGCACCUGUCAAUCCGUCAAGGAAUAUCGGAC
Messenger RNA from Fimicolochytrium jonesii, 1451 nucleotides. Its product is annotated as deacetylase. NCBI's taxonomy places the organism in Eukaryota, Fungi, Chytridiomycota, Chytridiomycetes, Spizellomycetales, Powellomycetaceae. The transcript has 11 exons. The record is from RefSeq and is a predicted model, not a curated record. The coding region runs from base 80 to 1174 and encodes 364 amino acids.